Messenger RNA from Xyrauchen texanus (razorback sucker), 6717 nucleotides. RefSeq names its product pleckstrin homology domain containing, family G (with RhoGef domain) member 5a (gene plekhg5a). The transcript is spliced from 20 exons. Lineage: Eukaryota; Metazoa; Chordata; Actinopteri; Cypriniformes; Catostomidae. Gene Ontology annotation, cellular component: endocytic vesicle; plasma membrane; axon. Gene Ontology annotation, biological process: endothelial cell migration; Rho protein signal transduction. Gene Ontology annotation, molecular function: guanyl-nucleotide exchange factor activity. The record is from RefSeq and is a predicted model, not a curated record. Bases 168 to 3623 code for a protein of 1151 amino acids.
CAGGUUUGAAUACAUUCUGUAGUUUAGAGAACAUGAAGAGCAGUUGUUAUUUUGAAGUUUAAUGCUUUGAUUCAAGUUGUGAAGAAUAUUUAUCUCCUCUGUAUUUUGACGAGUGAGAUGUCAACGCAGUGCUAGAAUUAUUGGUUGCAUUUGGAUUGUGAGGCACGAUGUUCUAUUGGCGACGACAUGGGUCGUAUGAACUGGAAACUCUGCCGUACACACAGAAUGUGCUGGGGAUAGAGAAAUACACCUGGACCUCCCUAAUGGACAUCACCAAGAAGUCUUGUGGUGAGAAGCCUGUACAGGAGGAAAAGACUGGCAUCUUGUGUCAGCAUCCAAACUGCUCUGAACGCCGGCUUGCUUGCAAGGUCUGUCACCACCCCUUGUGUCAGGACCUUAGAGACGGCAGCCCACUUCACCUCUGCGAGUCAUGUGACUCAAACUGCCACCCUGUUGCCUUUGACGGCAUGCACUUUGAUAGGCACCCACGGUUUGACCUGCAGCCACAAGGUUCCAUCCUGGCCCGGAACGUGUCCACUCGUUCCUGUCCACCUCGCACUGGUCCCCCCUCUGACAUGGAGGACGGAGAGGAGGGGUGCUCUGACCUAGGGGAUUUCAAGAGUGGAGGAAUGAGGCUGGUUAAGAAAAAGACCAGACGGCGACACACAGAUGACCCCAGCAAAGAGUGCUUCACUCUGAAGUUUGACCUAAAUAUUGACGUCAGCAUGGAGAUCGUCCCAGCUGUGAAGAAGAAAACUUUAAGAGAAGUCCUGGGAGCCGUGUUUGAGAGAAAAGGCAUUGAGCUGUCACGUGUCAACCUGUUCCUAGAUCAGUCCAACACCCCACUUUCACUUGGAUUUGAAGCCUACCGCUUUGGUGGCCACUACCUCAGAGUACGAGCUCAACCAGGAGAGGAGGUGAAGGUGGAGAGGUGUGUGAAGGACCCUCGUUCUCUCAGUUUGCCUAUCAUGAGGUCAUCCAGCGCUCAGAACUCCUCUACUGAGCGAGCAGAGCAUGGCUCUCUGGGACGCCGAGAGGCGGCAGAUCUGCUAGUUGGCCUGAGUCAGGCGCGUCGGCGAAAGAACAUGCCAGAGUUUCUGGGCGAUGUCAGCGUCCCCAUUCAAGACUCAGUAUCCCAGUUGGGUAGUUCUCUCUCAGGCUCAAUAAUGGGUACAGACCGUUGGAGGAACCGUGCAGCCAGCCGCUUCAGUGGCCUCUUCAGUUCCAACUCAGGAAACGUCACUCUUGGCAAGGAGUGUGAUCGUGUGGACCAGUUACAGAGUAAGCUGUACUCCUACACUAUGUUUGGAUUACCAAAGAUGCCACAGCAGCUCUCCUUCCACAGGGACUCAUGGGAAGAAGAGCCUAACCUGGAGCUAGAGGAUAGCUGGAAGCAGCUACUGGAGAACCCUGAGAUUUUAACUAAGCGCCAGUGCCAUCAGCAGGAGGCAAUAUGGGAAUUGCUGCAGACCGAGUCAGACUACAUCAAGAAACUACACGUCAUUACCGAUCUGUUUCUAUGUGGACUGCUGAACUUGCAGGAGAGUGGUUUACUGAGUGAAGUAGAACCUGUGCGUCUCUUCAGUAAUAUUCAGGACAUUGUACAACUACAUACAUCCCUAUGGGCUGAGAUUAUGCUGCCUGCACUGGAGAAAGCCAGACAGAAACGAACACUGCUCGACCCCAGUGACCUGCAUCAGGGCUUUAGCACUUUUGGUUUCAGAUUCAAGCCCUACAUACAUUACUGCAUGGAGGAAGAGGGCUGUAUGGAGUACAUGCGCACUUUACUGAAAUACAAUGAGCUCUUCAGAAUAUACGUAACUUGGGCUGAGACUCAUAAACAGUGCAACCGGCUGAAGCUGACAGAUAUGUUAGUGAAGCCUCAUCAGAGACUUACUAAAUACCCACUGCUGCUUAAGAGCGUGCUGAAAAAGACUGAUGACCAGCCAACUCGAGAGGCCAUAAACAGAAUGGUGGCUGCUGUUGAAACCUUCAUUAACAGUGUGGACUCUCAAAUGAGACAAAGGGAGGAAAAACAGAAGCUGGCUGCCAUUGCUGGUCGUAUAGAGGCGUAUGAGGCCAUGGAGGGGGCCAGUGAGGAAGUGGAGAGGAUCCUCAAGGAAUAUAAUAACUUUGACCUGACCGCUCCAGUGAUGGGGGCCUCACCAGAAGAGACCCGUCAGCUGCUCUUAGAGGGAGCUCUAAAGAUGAAGGAGGGGAAAGAAAGCAGGAUGGAUGUGUACUGUUUCCUGUUCACUGACGUUCUGUUGAUUACUAAGCCGGUGAAGCGAGUGGAAAAGGUGAAGGUGAUCCGGCAGCCUCUCGUCAUCCAUUAUGUGGUGUGCCGAGAACUGAAAGACCCUGGAAGCUUCCUCCUCAUCUACCUCAAUGAAUUUCGUUGCGCCGUGGCCUCCUACUGCUUUCAGGCCAACAGUGGUGCUCAGGGCCGCAGCUGGAUGGAGGCCAUCUACAAUGCACAGAAUCAGCUCCUGAGACUUCGUUCAGAGUUCCAGAGAGAUGACGCAGAUGACAGAGAUGAGGAUGAGACGGAAAGCAGCAUGUCCACAUCCAGCUCACCAUCACUUCAGUACAGAGAGCCACUAGAUAAGAGCCUCUCCCUUUCGCCAAGUCACUCUGAUGGAUCAACUGAAACCCUUUCCGUGGCUGCAAUGGAGGAAGUGGAAGAGGUCGAGUCUGCUUCGACCAGAGAAAUAGUGCAGACUGUAUCCUUAAGAAGUUCGCUCUUCUCUGAUUCGUCAAGCCUUCAGGGUUCCCUAUCAACUGAUGCCGGCAGAACUCUGGAAGUCCUGGGUGAUUUGGUCAACACAGACCUGGAUCCAGAAAGUCGCUCUCUUUCUGUAGACAGUGCAUACGGAACUCUCUCACCGGAGUCCCUUAUCACAGAGCUGGACUUAAAGGGAGGGGUAGGCCAAAGUGAGGGAGAAGAGACCGAUGCUGGGGAGGAAGAAGAGGCAUUUGAGGUUGAUGAGGAUGUAGAUGAACAGGAUUCAUUCACCUGGAAUGGCUCUCAGAUUACUGUAAACGAGUCCUACAUUUUGGAAGACCGGUCAACCAAUCAGAAGCCUGGCAAGAAGAAUGACUUUGCUGGAAUGUCUCAGGUAACGGGUUGCUGCUCCCAAACAUUGCGACGCCGUUUGCCUGUCCAGCCUCGCCAGGACUACAUGCAGCACUUUACCGUCAGGUCACACUCUGAGGAUGACCUUCUUCAACACCUCACUGACACUCUCCACAGCUGCGACAGGCGAGAGGUCAGCAAAAGCCUGACAAACCUCUCCAAACAAACGUUGCAUAGCCCAGAGCUAUUAAAGACAGACGGGGGAAAUGUUCAACAGGACUCCAUGGCACUAUCAAGCAACAUGACGGACAGUCUUCGGCGAAAAGAGGCCAGGCAUGUGCAAAGGACCCUGAGCUGCCCCAAUGGUCAUGCAAAUUGUGAGCUUUCAGAAAUUGAGUUACUGCCUCCUAGUGGACUGGAGGAAAAAGGUGAUUUUGUGCUGACCCAGUACCCACAUCUACAGCAUAAGAAGCUGACAGUGGCUCAGUUGCACAGGAUACGUGCCACCAUGGUGCUCAAUUCAACACUAACUGCCUCGGAGGUGUAGUGUCUGAGUAAAUGAAGCUGAUGCCAUUAGCUGGUCUAUUGGUGGGACUUAUACCUGGUCUUAGGUCCAAGACUACAUAUGCAAAGAAGCCACCACCUGUAUCAAUAACAGGGCUCCCAGAUGGUUCACUUCUACCUGCAAAGAUAUAAACUCAGAUAUAAACACAGGAAGAUCCAGUGAGAACCCUGUGAAACUCUCAGUAACCAGCCUUGAUCAUUUAUUAACAAUAAUCUAAUUUUCACCAUUAUGUCAAUAUUGAUAUACAAAGAUGUACAUCAUAUCUUGCAGUAUGCCUGCCACUGAAAAAAGGGACUUGAAUUAAAGGUGCUGUGAGUGAUUUAUUUUGUCUCAACUACCUGACAGAUACCACUGAAAUCGAUUUUUUGAGAGAUCACACCUGUCUAUGUGACAGCCCAUGGCACUUCAGCAGUUACCAGGACUUAUUUAGCCAAUCAGAAAUGCUCUUUGUCUCUCUGCCUUUUACAUAUCCAGGUUUGCUGACAUUGCCUUGGAUGAAUUGUCUUUGGUGGGUGAUGGUUUUGAACAAAAGGAGUGGUUGAUGCAAUGGUGCAGUUUAAUUCAAUAACUAAGUCCAGCUGAAAUCACAUAAAGCACCUUAAUUCUACAAAGCACCAGUAGUCAGGUUUUUGCAAAGUAAAAGUGAUGGAAUGGAAUUAAUUGUCAUCUUUACUUUAUAAUACUAUCACAUCAGUGUCAAUUGACUCAUAUGUUACUGACUUUUGAGAUUUGGUCUGUUCUCUAAUUGCAAUUUGUAAAAGUGAAUGCUGUGUUGAAGGUGAACUACCACACUAACAUUACAAGUCCACAUUAUUGAGAAGUUUGAUUAUUUGAGAUAAUCUGAAGCAAGAACUACAGUAUACAUAACUUUUAUCAAACAUUUUAUUGUCACUGUUUGAAUACCAAAAACGGGUCCAUUUUGGUAAUCAGGUUAAGCACAGCUUCUUCUUUUUUUUUUUUACUUUCUUGAUGUCUCCUUUCUUAAACUGAUAAUAGCACUCAGACACUUAUGCACUUGACUCAAAACCAUGUUGUAAAUUAGUCUGCUGAGUUAAACGUUGUUGAAUGCAUUACUGUCCCCUUUUAAAUAUUUAAGGAACUCUGUUAUCACAAAAACAAUGAAUAUGAUGAACUCUAAACCACUUUGAAUCCCUGAACUAAAAUUAAUUGUAAUUUGGUAUUAUAGAACCUGUGUGUUUCUUUAAAUGCUAGGUGAUGUAGCUCCUGUCCUGAAGCACCCAGAAGAUGAAAGAUCUUAAAGGUCUUAGGAAUUUAAAGGAAUUUAUUUAUAGCUGAAAUUGCACAUUGAAAAUGUAAUAUCUGUUCCAUUAGCGCCACCAAGUGGAAUUGCAAAAAAAAAAAAAAACUUUUCAUUUUCAAUUUACAAUUUCAGCUAUAAAUAUAUAUAAUAUAAUAUAUUUAUACUUAUAUAUAAAUAAAAUGUAAGGUUUUUAAAUGGCUUUCCUAGAAUGCUUCCUCGAUCUGCCAUUGGUUUGAACAAACAGAUAGUCCUGCCACAAACUCAUGCCACUGGUUGACUUUUUCUUGUGGCUGGGACUAGGGACUGUCAGACAAACAAAGGCAAUAUUUUUAAGUGCCCAAGUUUACAGUUUUUGAGGAAAUCAACCUACGAAUGGCUUACUUAUAAUUUUUUCUGCAUUUUAAGGUGGAAUAGGAAAAAACAUUUAAGUAUUUUAACAUGGAAUAAGUUACACACUUCAGUUUUAAAAGAAUACUCCAGAUUCAAUACAAGUUAAACUCAAUUGACUGCAAUUGUGGGACAAUGUUGAUUACCACAAAACAAUUUUAUCAUUUUGACUCAUCCGUUCUUUUCUUUAAAAAAAAAAAAAAAAAGAAAAAAGCUAAACUCUGGGUAACAGUGAGGUACAUUCAAUGGAAGUGAAUGGGGCCAAUUCAUAAAUGUUAAAAUACUCACUGUUUCAAAAAUAUAGCCACAACUUGUAAACAAUAUUGGAAUGAUUUUUAGCAGAAUAAAAUCUCUUGCUAAACUUUUCAGUGUAAAGUUAUAUCCAAUUUUACUACUUCAUUGCCAUGGCAAAGACCAAUAAAACCAAUUAUUUAAACAACUUUACAGCUCAAUAUGAGUAAUUAUGCUACAAUAAUACAUGAGUUUUAACAGAAGAAUUAAUGUAAUUGAUUUUAUAAAAUUAUAAGAUUCACAAUUCUGCCAUAACAUUUUCCAGAAAUGGGCCCCAUUCACUUCCAUUGUAAGUGCCUCACUGUAACCUCAAUAUGGCUACAUUUUAAAAGAAAAGAAGGGUCGAGUCAAAAUAAUUUUUUGUGGUAAUCAACAUCAUGCCACAAAAAUUGUCGAUUGAAUUUAACAUGUAUUAAACCCAGAACAUUGCUUUAAAUCAACAUUGUGAAAAAAUCUGAAAAAGAAUGACUGUGGACUACUUUUGCUUCAAGCGCCACAAUAAUCAACUUUGCUGUUUUUUUUUUUUUUUUUCAGUGUUCUGUAAAUAUGUUAUUUAUUGAUCCUGCAUGCUUUGUUUUAUAAAAAAAAAUAUCCUGAUUGUUCAUGCCAUUUGAUUGGUAUGCCUCUUUUUUCUAUUUGAAUAAUUAGCACUGUUUCAAAUGUUUCUAAUUUGUCUUUUAUAAAAUAAGGGCUGAAUCCAUGUCUUAUCCCAGGACCUUAUCAGUUUACAUACUGUAUGUAGCUUACAUAUAUACAGUUUACAAAUGUGCACCUGCUCCCAAAAGAAAGAAAGAGAGCACAACACACACAAACUUCCAAUUUAAAUUAAAAUGCCAACCCCACUGCCAAAAUGCAUCCAUUUUAUUUGUUUGUUUGUAUACAAAACUAAAUGAAUGACAAUCAGUUGUUAAGGUUUUUGUUGUUGUUACUUUAUGUAACUGUUAGGGCAAACACUGUGCACAGUUGUCAGCUCCUGUCCUGCCAAAUAUUAAACUGCAAUAUUCUCUUACUCCAUAAGAUGACAGCAAAGAUCUGCUUUAAAAAACUCACUUUUUAACUCCAAUGAACUAAUUUUUUAACAUUAGCUUCUAUCUUCAGUGAACUUAAAUAUAAGCUUGCAAACAAGUAAAAUCCACA